Molecule: messenger RNA, 2650 nt
Organism: Striga hermonthica
Lineage: Eukaryota; Viridiplantae; Streptophyta; Magnoliopsida; Lamiales; Orobanchaceae
Source: the annotation of a GenBank genome assembly
UCGGGCGACCGGAUUUUCUCUUUUUGAGGUUGUUUAUGCGGUUCGACCGCGUGGGGUGGCGGAUUUGAUCGCGCUGCCGUCGAUGGAGGACGCCGACCGCCGGGCCGAGGACCUCAUGGCCGACCUCCGACACACUCAUGCCGCGGCCCGGGCGCGUUUGAUGGAGGUGACGACGGCAUACAAGGUGCGGGCUGAUUCUCGAUGUCGUCACGUGGAAUUCGACAUCGGAGACUUUUUUUGGGUCGUCCUCACCAAGGAUCGUUUCUCGGCGCAUGAGUAUAACAAGUUAUCUGCUCGUAAGAUUGGGCCGGUUGAGAUCAUCGAGAAGAUCAACCUGAAUGCUUAUCGUCUCCGGCUUCCGUCGCAUUUGAGGACUUCUAACGUAUUCAAUAGGAGUGACCCAGGUAUGUUCUUUAUUCCUUGUAUAAUCGGGAAUUUAAAAAUAGAACGAGCUAUGUUGGAUUUGGGUGCUUCGAUAAAUGUUAUGCCUCGUUCUAUUUUUAAUUCUCUGAAUUUGGGUCCUUUAAAACAAACCGGGGUUGUUAUCCAACUCGCCGAUCGUAGUACCACUUUUCCCGACGGCGUUGUUGAGGAUGUUCUAGUCAAAGUAAAUGAUCUUGUAUUUCCUGCUGAUUUCUAUGUGUUGAGCAUGGAUGAUAAAUCCUCAAACUCCACCCCAAUUUUAUUGGGAAGACCAUUUUUGAACACCGCCCAAACGAGGAUUGAUGUCCGACAGGGCACUCUUACUAUGGAGUUUGAUGGACAUAUCAUCAAGUUCAACAUUUUUGAUGCUAUGAAAUAUCCCAAUGAUUGUGAUGAUUCCGUUUAUAUGCUUGAUGUUAUUGACCCUUUAGCACAGGAAUUUAUGGAGAUUUAUGGCCAAUGUGAUGAGUUAGAGGUGGCGAUUGCAUCGAGUAUUGGGUGCGACAGUCUGUUAUUACCCCCCCUGAUAACAGAAGUUGACGGUGCCAAUUUUGGCGAGCGGGCCAAAGAACUGAGGGAAAUCGUGAUGGCUUUGCAUGAUAUAGGACCAGUUCCUCUUAGGUAUGAUAUUAAUUUCAUUCAAUUACCAGAAUCUAACCAGAAAAUUUUGCCAUCAACUGUGCAGGCCCCGGAGCUCGAAUUAAAAUCCUUGCCGACGCACUUGAAGUACGUGUACUUGGGAGACAAUGACACGCUGCCCGUGAUCAUAUCAGCAUGCCUAGAGGCUGACCAGGAGAUCUCAUUGCUGCAAGUGUUGAAGGAUAACAAGCGGGCGAUCGGUUGGACGAUAGCAGACUUGCGUGGAAUCAGUCCUUCGAUUUGUAUGCACCGUAUCUUGUUCGAGGACGGAGCCGGGCCAUCACGGGAGCCACAACGGAGGUUGAAUCCACCCAUGAUGGAGGUGGUUAAGAAGGAGGUCAUCAAAUUGCUGGAUGUCGGGGUGAUUUAUCCUAUUUCUGACAGUCGAUGGGUAAGUCCGACUCAGGUAGUGCCCAAGAAAUCUGGGGUAACUGUGGUUGAGAACCACAAUGGUGAGUUAGUUCCUACUAGAGUACAGACUGGUUGGAGAGUUUGUAUUGAUUAUCGUAAGUUGAAUGCGAUGACGCGUAAGGAUCAUUUUCCUUUACCGUUUAUUGAUCAAAUGAUUGAGAGAUUGGCUGGUCACUCUUAUUAUUGUUUCUUAGAUGGUUUUUCAGGAUACUUUCAGAUCCCUAUAGCUCCAGAGGACCAAGAGAAGACGACGUUCACGUGUCCUUAUGGCACGUUUGCCUACCGUCGUAUGCCAUUCGGAUUGUGCAAUGCACCAGCCACGUUUCAGAGGUGCAUGGUGAGUAUUUUUUCUGAGUAUGUUGGUAACAUCAUAGAAGUGUUCAUGGAUGACUUCAGUGUGUAUGGCGACUCCUUUGAGGUAUGUCUCGAGAACCUCUCUUUGAUCUUAAAAAGAUGUGCCGAAACCAACCUUGUAUUGAAUUGGGAAAAAUGUCAUUUUAUGGUAACACAAGGUAUUGUUUUGGGCCAUAUUGUUUCUUUAAAAGGAGUUGAAGUAGAUAAGUCAAAAGUUGAUCUUAUAACUGCCUUGCCUUACCCCGCUAGUGUGCGGGAAGUUCGUUCGUUUCUUGGUCAUGCAGGCUUCUAUAGGAGGUUCAUCAAGGACUUUUCAAAGAUAGCCUCACCACUUUGUAGGCUCUUGCAGAAGGAUGUAGAGUUCAAGGUCGAUGAGGAGUGUAAAGCCGCCUUCGACACAUUGAAGGAGCGGUUGACGACUUCUCCAAUUAUCCAAUCGCCAAAGUGGGACUUGCCAUUCGAGAUCAUGUGCGAUGCUAGCGACCAUGCUGUUGGUGCCGUCCUUGGCCAAAGGGUGAACAAGGCAGCCCAUGUGAUAUACUAUGCUUCGAGAACCUUGAAUCCCGCUCAAGAGAACUACACGACUACGGAAAAAGAAUUAUUGGCUGUUGUUUUUGCUCUAGAGAAAUUUAGAUCAUAUAUUAUUGGAACUAAAGUUAUUAUAUUUACUGAUCAUGCAGCGCUUCGGCACUUGUUCGCGAAGAAAGAGUCCAAACCGAGGAUUAUUCGGUGGAUACUACUACUUCAAAAGUUUGAUUUGGAGAUCCGGGACAAGAAGGGUGCCGAGAAUUCAGUGGCUGACCACCUGAGUCGAUUGACACAU